AUGGAAGAGCAAACAGGGCUCAGUUUGGAAGAUGAUUUUGAAGCACCAGAGUCUACACGUACAGGACCUAAAGGGGUGAUCAAUGACUGGAGAAAGUUUAAAUUAGAAGGUAAAGACAGAGAUGCCCUUCCUCUAAGCAAGAAAGAGAUUCUCAUCAGACAAAUGUCUUCACCCCAUCGCCCUCAUAGUAGAGACGUUAAAGACUCCAGAGAACGAUUCAGUCGCAAGAUGAGCGUGCAGGAGUAUGAGCUAAUUAAUGAGGAGAAAGAAGAUGAAAGCUGUCUACAGAAAUACCGCAAACGCUGUAUGCAGGACAUGCACCAGCGGCUAAGCUUUGGGCCUAAAUAUGGUUAUCUUUCAGAGCUGCAGAACCGGGAACAGUUCCUGGAAGCUGUUGAGAAGGAAUGGAAAACCACCACAGUCAUUGUCCACAUCUAUGAAGAUGGCAUCAAGGGCUGUGAGGCACUCAACAGCAGCUUGACUUGUCUUGCUGCUGAAUACUCCACAGUGAAAUUCUGCAAGAUCAAGGCUGCAAACACCGGGGCUGAAGACCGUUUCUCCACUGAUGUGCUCCCAACACUUCUUGUGUACAAAGGUGGGGAGCUUGUAAGCAAUUUCAUUAGUGUAACUGAACAGUUCAAUGAAGAGUUUUUUGCUGUGGAUGUGGAGGCAUUCCUAAAUGAGUAUGGGUUACUACCAGAGAAGGAGAUUCCAGCACAUGAGAAUGGCAGCUUGAAUGAGCAAGAGGUUGAAUAGCUGACAAGAAAUCUAAUACUUCAGCAUUUCCUAUGCUUCUUCAGACAGUACAUAUUGCAAUUGGAUCUCAGCUGGACUCAUGUUCA
Messenger RNA from Rhineura floridana, 842 nucleotides. It is a transcript of the gene PDC, whose product is annotated as phosducin. Gene Ontology annotation, biological process: regulation of G protein-coupled receptor signaling pathway. The coding region runs from base 1 to 756 and encodes 251 amino acids. The transcript has 3 exons. The record is from RefSeq and is a predicted model, not a curated record. Lineage: Eukaryota; Metazoa; Chordata; Lepidosauria; Squamata; Rhineuridae.